UUCGAUGUCAAAGAUUUUGUAAGGCAGAAUGGCAUAUUUUCCUCGCGCAAAGACUAUACGUUUUAAUGAAGUUCGAAGCGAUGGACCAGGUGUUGGAUACUACUCGGUGCCGAGGCCAAGUUUAGCUGCUAGAGGUCCGGCAACUUUUUUCCGUGCUAGACGAUGGAAAAAUGGUUUGCUGCAAGACUCUUUCGCGGGAAAUGUUUGUUGCAGGCACUGUGGUGGCAAUGUUAGCAUGGCUCAAACAUCUGCAACUUUCGCAAAUCACCCUCUCACUACCAGUACGCCCGCGCAACAUUCAAAAUUUCCGAGGUGUGAACUGAAAAACAUGAGUUCGAUUUCUCACAUCGCUCCUUUUUCUGAGCCCCUCAUUUCAGAACCGGCCUCGCCUAGUAAGAGAAACAACUGCCAAGAUUGUUUCGUUUAUGAGAAGCAGCUAGAGACAGAAGUAAUGGCAAGAAGAACACUCGAAGAUCGACUGAUGCAGGCAAUGCAUAUGAGCAGCAAUAGUUCUCAGCAUUUUACAGCAAACAUAAGUGCAUCGCUUCAAAAGAUACAGGAGCAAAAUGAAAUUUUGAACGAAGCAGCGGCCCAGCUUGCAUCAAUAACAAAUGUGACAAGCGAAGCGGAAAUAAAUAAAGAUACCUUUAAUUUUUCUAUUGCUUCCAGUGUGAACGAAAGUUCCUUCAUACCGCGUGAAAAAAUGGAGUUCGAGAGUGGUGACAUGAAUAACUCAGCAAAUAGACGUCUGACUUACAACGUGAAUAUGUCCAUGGGACCCUUUGAUCAACAAGGUAGUGUCGCAAAAAGUAUCGGAAAUCUGGAUUCGUUUUUUGAUGAGUGUUCAAAUGAUUCAAAAGAAGCAAAUGAUGAAGUUGCACAUGUUGCGAAGAGUUCUAAUGAAGAAUCAAGUUCAAAAUCAAAUGGAGAGGUGAUUCUGGACAAUGAAAGCGUGGAAAGUGCUAUUUGUGACAAUUGCUGUAAUUUGAGAUCUGAGUUGGAGAAAAUUAAGUCUCAAUUGGUGUCAAUUCAAAGUUCGUCUGUGCCAACUGAUACUUAUUUGCGACUUGAGAGAGAACUAAAACAAACCAAAGAGUUCUUCGAUUCUCUUGAAAAAGAAUUAGGGAGUGCGAAUGAUAACGAAGUAGAACCAGCAAUUGAUGAUUCUUGUCGAGAAGAAAUGAAAUCGAGCAUCAUGCUACUUAAAGAUCACUUUCAAAGUACUGUUUCUCAUUUGUCGAAUGUGAAUCAAGAAGCAGAAGUUGCUAAACAGACAAAUUCAGAGCUGAAAGCUGAAAUUGACGAGUUAAAGAAUUCAGUUAGCGAACAUCUGAAAACUAACGAAGAUUUGAAAGGACAAAUAAAGGAUCUAAUGGAUAGUUGUUACCAACACGUCAAGGACAACGAAGAAUUACAAGCAAAUUUAACCGAAGCGUUAACUAAAAGUUCAGAACUUAAUGAGUCUAAAAUUGAAGCUCUUGCAGAAAUGAGUUCUUUGAGAGAUGAGCUUGAAUCCUUAGUAGCCAAAUAUGCCGAUCUUAAAAAGGAGAAAACUGCAAUUGGAGAGAAACUGAACUCGGCGCAGGAGAAAAUAAAAGAAGUCGAAUUGUACUUCAAGACAGCUGAAAGUAAGAACGAAGAGCUUGAAUUUGUAUUGGAGUCGUACAAAAACGAUUUAAACUGGAAAGACACAGAAAUCGAGGCACUCAAAGAUCGAAUUUCAAAUCUGGAUUGCGAAAUGCAGAGAAGAAAAGCAGAAAAUUUAGAAGAGGUCUCAAAAUUACAAGAACGCAUGACCGCCGAAAAAGCCGAUUUUGAAGUGAAGUUAACAGAAAAUACCGAAAGUUUUGACAAACUGAAAACAAAAUUUGACGAGCUCAAUAAGAACUUACAAAAUUAUAAGGAGGCUAUCCAAGCAUUGAUGACAGAGCUUCAAAGGUUUAAUAUUCCUGAGGUUACUGUAGAUAGUAUUGCAGAAGCUGGGAAAAUUUUCAACGACAUGAAAACAAAAUUGGAAAACAGCGAAAACGAGCUGAAAUUAACGAAAGGAAAAAUGGAAAAGCAGGAAUCUACUUACCAGUCAGUAAUUAAAGAAUUCAAAGAGCAGUUGAAUGUUUUGACUUCCAAAUGUUCGGCUCAAGUUUGCGAAAUAAAGGCUUUGAAAACAGAAAACGAAUAUAUUGUUCAAGAAAAAUUGGGUUUAAAAACCGAGUUAGAACUUCGAGAUAAAGAUCUGUUUAUCAAAAUGAGUGAAAAUGAGCGGCUGAAUGAGGAAAAGCAAUUUUCAGAAAAGUCAAUCGAGGAUUUGAAAAUUAGGGAAGGUCAGUUGCUUUCGGAUGUGAAUAAUUUCGACAAGAAGUUCCAAGAAUUAACUUUCGAACUCGAUUCUUCUCGACAUGAAUUUUCGAAGGUAACUUUAGAGCUGAAAGAUGCAUUAGCUUUAGUUAGUGAAGUUCGCUUUGAAAAGCAGGAGUUACUCGAAAAGAACGCACAGCUUAGAAAUGAGUUGGAAAGUCUAAAUGAAGCGCAUGAAUCUGUUAAAUGCGAUCUUACUGAGAAACAGAAGGAUUUGAAUUUAGCGGAUAAUGAAGUCAAUCAGUUGAAAUCGAAAUUAUCGGAAGUUUUCAAAGAAUUUGAAAUGGAAAAAACGAUCAAUAAUUCUCUGGCACAGAAAACCGACGAAGCGCAUUUGGAAAUCGAGAAGUUGAAUAACAAAAUAAACAAUUUGGAAAAGACAUCGAAAGAAAUUCAAGAGCGAGAAAAGGAUUCAGAACAGCUUUUCCAGAAUUUACAAGAAAGCUUGAAAGAAAGCAAGGAAGAGCUUUUCUUGAAAGAAAACGAGGUAAAAGAGCUUAGAAUGCUUAUAGAGGAGCAAAAAGACCAAAUUGAUAGACGAGUAUCAAUGAAUGGAAAAGUUUUGGCCGAGGGAGAAAUUUGGAAAUCUCGAAUGAUUGACGCGGAAGAAAAACUGAAAAGUUCACUCGAACCGGUUCAGAAAGAAAACCGACUGUUGUUCGAGAAAAUUCACGAGUUGCAGUUAAUGCUGCGAGACUACGAGGAAAUGUAUGACCAUAAGGAUUACAAAAGUUCUUAUGAGAAGCUUCUUAGUGAGGCAAAUUUGUUGAGUUCUGAACUGGAAGCUAAAAAUGAGAAAUUAGAAAAGCAACGUGAACAAAUAGUGACUUCAGAAGGUAAGUUGAUGAGUCGUGAUAUUCAACUUAAUGCUGCGCUUUCGGAAAACCAGCAAAAGUCUUUACAGCUUUCAGCAGCCGAGAAGAAAAUAAGCCUAAUGGAGGAAAACUCGAAAAAGAAAUUCAAACCAAUCAUCGACGGAUUGGAAAAUGAAAUCUACUCAAUGCGAACUGAAAAAUCAAACUUGGAAGAUGAAAUUUCGAAAUUGAAAACAGAAGUAACUCAACUGAAAAUUGAAUCAAGUGAAAAUAUGAACAAACUGCUUGCUUCAGAACAAGAGAGAAACGACGCGCUUGUUAAUUUGGAAAUCAAGAAAAAGUCGAAUGAAGAUAUUUUGAAGAAAAUUUUUGAACUUAUUCGAGGAAUCACAAAACUUGAAUUGAAGGUUAAUCAGAAAUCAGUGGAAGAUAAUCUUCGCAAUUUCGAAUUGGGCGAUGUUUUAAGCGAACUAGACGUUUCAAGAGACUGUCUAGGUCAAUUUGAACAAUACUUGUCCGAACAAGCAAUGUUGAUUCAAGAUAAGGAUCAAGAAAUUUUGAACCUAACCGCAAAGUUAAACGAAGCAAAAGAGAAAUUAAAUCAAUUCUUUGAUCGAGCUGACAUUGAAAAUUUCGAACCAAGCUCGGAUUUUUCAAAAUGGCAGGAAAUGUAUGACGGUGUUUGCGCUGAAAAACGAGACCUCGAGAAAAAAUACGAGGAGCUAUCGUUAUCAGUUGGUCCAUUCAAAGACCUUCUGAAUCAGUACGAUAACGAGAAAAGGUUAUUGCUUCAAAGAAGUCAAAUAACAGAUCAACAGUAUUCAGCUUUGGUUGACAGAUACGCUGAUUUAAUAGGUCAUCAGAACAAAAACCAGAAAAUCAAACAUUUGAAUAAACUCAAAUCGGAUAAUAUUCGAUUGAAACAUGACAACGAUAGUUUGAGAUUGGAAAUGAAAAAGUUAAAUGAAGAGUUAUUGAAGUUUGUUCAACACAGUAGCAUGAAAACACCGAAAGUUCACAGAGAAGUUUCAGUCGAAAACAGAUUGCAUGCGAAGUCUAACCUUUACGAUUUGAAAAAUGUCAAGAAAGAAUUCGGAGCUUUGCAGUUGCCUAAUGCCACAAAUGAGAGUUUGGUCUUGAAACAAAAUACUGAGUCCAAUUGUCAGUAAUAUAGCAAUCACAGAAGCUUCAGUACUAACAUCCUUUUGCGCCAUAAAUGUCCUGAUUUGCCUUAGAAGUUUUAUUGUAUGGAAAUUUGCGUGACUACAUUUGAAAAUGCUAUCUUAUUUUGAUGUGUUUGUUUUGGUUUUUGUUGUUUAAAAUUUCUUUCUAUUUCGUUUUGUGGAAUUUUGUAUUAUGUUUAAGUGUUUCA
Messenger RNA from Symsagittifera roscoffensis, 4542 nucleotides. RefSeq names its product repetitive organellar protein-like. Lineage: Eukaryota; Metazoa; Xenacoelomorpha; Acoela; Convolutidae. The record is from RefSeq and is a predicted model, not a curated record. The transcript has a single exon. Bases 29 to 4339 code for a protein of 1436 amino acids.